AUGAGUCAACCAACAGGACGCUACAUUGAGCCCGUGGCCAUCUGCGGAAUGGCCAUGCGUCUUCCAGGCGGCGUCAAGACUCCUGAAGACUAUUGGGAUGUAUUGUACCAUGGCAAGGACCAAAGGUCCCCGGUACCUAUCUCCCGAUACAACAUUAAGGGAUUCAACAGCGAUAUGGGCAAGACGAACACCGUCUAUCAAGAUCAUGCCUACUUCCUGGAAGAUGACCUAGCUGCCUUUGACGCUGGUCUAUUCACAAUGACCAGGAACGAACUAGAGAAGGCUGACCCGCAACAACGUCUUCUCCUGCUCGUUGUCCGUGAGUGCCUGGAGAGUGCUGGUGUAACUGACUACCGGGGUAGUCUUACAGGCUUCUUCGUUGGUACAUUUUCAGAGGAUUGGUUACAGACACAAUCCAAAGAAGAAAUGCACCCUACUGGAUAUGUUCUUACAGGUCAUCUCGACCCGAUGCUGGCAAAUCGGGUUGCCUUCGAGUAUGAUCUUCGUGGCCCUGCCUUUGUCAUCAAGACAGCAUGUUCUUCCUCCAUGAUUGCGCUUCACAAUGCAGUUCGAUCUGUUCAGAACCGUGACUGCAAUGCUGCAAUUGUGUCUGGAUCCAACUUGAACAUGACACCCAUAACCACUGCUUCUAUGACACAGGAGGGAAUUAUGUCCCCUGAGGGUUCGUGCAAGACCUUCGACGCACGUGCUGAUGGGUAUGGACGUGGUGAAGCAGUGAAUGCUAUCUACAUUAAGCCGUUAUCUGAUGCCAUCCGAGACGGCAACCCAAUCAGGGCAGUCAUCCGGAACACUGGUGUCAACCAGGAUGGCCAAAGCACUGGUCUAUUCGCUACCAGUAUCGUGGCGCAAGAGGCGCUAAUGAGAAAAGCAUAUGUCGAUGCGGGUCUGGACCCGGCUGAGACUGCUAUGGUUGAGUGUCACGGAACCGGAACUCCAGUGGGAGACCCCGUCGAGGCGAUCUCUGUUGGAAAUGUCUUUGGCCAGCCCAAUGGUAUCUACAUUGGAUCUGUCAAGCCUAACCUUGGUCACUCCGAGGCCUCAGCGGGUAUCUCGAGUUUGAUGAAGGCCGUUUUGGCCUUGGAGCACAAGAUUAUCCCUCCCAACAUCAAGUUCGAGGUUCCUAACCCUAGAAUUCCUUUCGAGGAGAAGAAGAUUUCUAUUCCCGUGAAGCCUAUGCCAUGGCCUAAAGGGAAGGCACACAGAAUCAGUGUCAACUCCUUUGGUAUCGGUGGUACCAAUGCCCACGUUAUCGUCGAAUCCGCCGAGCAAUACCUCAAGGAUUUCACCAAGUCUCGGUUCGGUGCCGAGCUUGCUCUUGUCUCCGCCAACUCUCAGGAUUCUCUGAAGGCUGGAAUUGAGAACCUCAAGCAAUACGUUUCAAACAACUCCGAUCGUCUACCUGAUAUUGGAUAUACCCUUGCUCGACGCAGGGAGCAUUUCAAAUGGAGGUCAUUUUCCGUCAUCUCUGAUGCGGCUGCGGCGACUUUCGCUCCCCCUAGCAACAAGCCCGCUAAGAAGCCUACUGUUGUCAUGGUAUUCAGCGGACAGGGUGCGCAAUGGCCACAGAUGGGUUACGACUUGAUUAACUCGUACCCCGGAUUCAAGGAAGAUGUUAUUGCAAUGGAUGACAUCCUACAGAGCCUGGGCGAUCGCAAGCCCACAUGGAGGGCUAUUGAGGAGUUGAGCAAGCCCGCUGGUGAGAGUCAGUUGGGUCGUGCUGAGCUGGCCCAGCCUCUAUCCACAGUUGUUCAAAUUGGUAUUGUUAAUGCGUUGAGGCGUCUUGGUGUCCGCCCGCAGGCCGUGGUGGGCCACUCCAGUGGUGAAAUUGCUGCUGCUUAUGCUGCGGAGGCACUUACACUACGCGAAGCUGUUACUUCGGCUUGGUACCGUGGCCACGUUUCUAAGGGGUCCACUACUCCUGGUGGAAUGGCUGCCAUCGGUUUGGGUGCUGAGGAGACACGAAAGCUCCUCCCUGAGCGAGUCGUCGUUGCCUGCGAAAACAGCCCUUCAAGCACGACCAUCUCAGGUGAUGUUGAUCAGCUACAGACGGCCUUGUUUAACAUCAAGGCUGCUCUGCCCGAUGCUUUCGCCCGCGCUCUCAAGGUGGAGAUGGCUUACCACUCCCACCACAUGGUAGCCCUGUCGGACGCGUAUAAGACAUGCUUGAACGAUGAGUUCACCAACUUCGCCCAGGACCGAGAGACACUUGAAGUUCCUCUCUUCUCUAGUCUGAGGGCCAAGAAGAUCACAGACGUCAAAGAAUUUGGACCGCAAUACUGGGUCGACAACUUGACAUCCCCUGUCCUUUUCAACUCUGCUGUCCAGAUCAUCACAGAGGAAGUCAAGAACCCUCUUUUCCUCGAAAUCGGUCCUCACUCUACCCUCCAGGGACCCAUCCGUGAGAUUUGCGCCAGCCGCAACGCGAAGUUCGAGUAUGUCCCGACCAUGCUCAGGAACAAGAACUCCACGCAGUCCUUCCUUUCUGCAGUGGGACAGCUUUACCAGCAAGACGUCACCGUCGACUUCGCUUCUCUGUACCCAACUGGCCAGGUUGUUACCAGCAUUCCCAAGUACCCCUGGUCUCUAAAGGAGACAUACUGGUAUGAACCAAGAAUAUCUAAGGAGUGGCGUCUUCGUCCGUAUGGUCAUCACGAGCUUCUCGGCCGCAAGGUUGCUGAAAGCACCACGCUUAACCCUUCUUGGAGAUUGAUACUUGUUCCUGACCACGUCCCAUGGAUCACUGACCACAAGGUCCGUGAAGACACCGUUGUUCCUUUCGCUGGUUACGUGAGCAUCGCAGGUGAGGCUAUUCGGCAAUUCACCGGUGUCCAGACAGGAUACGGCAUCAAGAACACCCGAGUCACCACAGCGUUGGUUCUCGGUGAGACACCAAAGGAGAUCUACACCUCGCUCCGACCGAUCUCAGGAUCUGACUACUUUGAGUUCAUCAUCGCAUCUCACAAUGGAACGACCUGGAUUACCCACUGUGAGGGAUUGGUUAAGGCUAUUGACAGUGAAGCGCCAGCAGCUGAGCAACUAGCUGAACUUCCUCGAACAGCUGAUGCGACCAGAUGGUUCGACACCUUUGCUAAGGUUGGCUUCAACUAUGGCCCCAAGUUCCAGCUCCUAAGCGACUUGUCUGCCGCUACAACCACCGACGCUGCAGCUGCAUCGGUCAACACGACUGAGGAGAUCAUGAAGGGACCAUUCCUCUUCCACCCCACUACUAUGGAUGCUUGCUUGCAACUUUCCAUCAUUGCUGGAUCAAAGGGUCUGCCGCGUAAUUACACCGAGCUUAAGGUGCCUACCGAGAUUGAAGAGCUAGAGGUUUACCGUGGAGCACCAUCGAUGCGAGCUGUGGCUCAGAGCACGGCCGACGGCUCAGCUAUGAAUGUUGACUGUGUGGCGGAUGGCAAAACUCUUCUGCGCAUCCGUGGUCUUCGCUUCACACUCCUCCCUGACGAGGAUGCUGGUCCUAAGCACCACACCGAUGGUGCCUACCUUGAAUGGCGCCCUGACUUCGACUUCAGGGAUGAAGCCUCUACUCUCGUGAAGCCCCCAUCUGAUGAGGCUUCCACCCGCCUUUUGGAAGAAUAUACUCUCUUGUCUAUCCUGGAUUCCGCUGAGCGUAUCAAGGGCAAGACAGCCACCAACGGCCACUUCGAGAAGUACGGAAAGUGGAUCUCUCUUAAGGCUGACGCUGCCGCCAGCGGCAAGUCGCCAGUUCUUGGAGAUAUUUCCAACUUCCUUUCCCUGUCUAGCAGCGAGAGGGCUAGCCUGAUUGCUGACAAGUAUGCUCAACUGAGCAAGAUCCCCUCGAGGGCUGCUUAUGCCAAUGACAUCCUCUCCAAUGUUUACACUGCCAUCAACUUCGACUAUGCCGGAUACGUCAGCGCUUUGUCGAACUCUCGACCCGCUCUUAAAAUCCUCGAGAUUGGUGCCGGAGCAGGUGGUACUACUGAAACCAUCUUGUCCCAGGUCGUCCAGGAUGGCAAACUCCCUCCCUUCUCUGUGUACACAUACAGCGACGUUUCGCCUGGUUUCUUCCCUCAGGCUCGUGAGCGUUUCGCCAAUGCGCCCAACCUAGAGUACAAGGUCUUUGAUGUUAGCAAGGACCCUCUCGCACAGGGUCUUGAGGCUCACUCAUACGAUCUUAUCCUAGCACCCUAUGUUGUCCACGCAACUCCUUUCCUCAAGGAGACCUUGAAGAACCUCAACGCGGUGCUGAAGCCGGAUGGCCGACUUUUGCUCUCUGAGCCUGCAACCAUUGGAAGCUCGCCCAACUUCAUCUUCGGAACCUUCUCAUCGUGGUGGUCUGGCGAGGCUGAUGGCCGUGAGUGGGAGCCCUUCGUAUCCAACGCCCGUUGGGACGAAGACCUCAAGUCUGCUGGAUUCACUGGCGCAGACAAUGUUGUCUACGACGCACCACUACCAUUCCGAUACUGGUCUACCAUUAUCACACAACCCAAGACUGCUUCCAGCGAGAAGACCGCUCCUGUCGUCUUAGUAACUGAGAACAGUGAGAGCAAGCUAACCUCCGAGCUGGCUGAUGGAUUGUCCAAGUAUGGCAUUGAUGUUGUCAAGAAGGGUCUUUCGGAAGACGUCGCCAACGAGCACAACGUUAUCUUCGCUCUUGACCUUGAGAGGCCAUUCUUCGAGGACAUCUCUUCCGAGAACUGGACCAUCUUCAAGAAUCUACUCAAGAAUGCCGAAUCGAUCUCGUCACGAAAGUUGCUCUGGCUACUCCCUCCUGCGCAGAAGAACACCAAGAACCCCAAGUCCGGUCUAUCAAUUGGUCUCCUCCGAUCCAUUCGUGCGGAACUCGACUUGUCUCUGACCACUUUGGAGGUCGACCCGGCUGAGUCUGACUUGGCUAGCUACGUCGCUAAUGUCUUCGGCAAGGUUGUUGAAGAGGACCUCUCCCAGCCUCUGCUCCCCGACAGGGAGUUCUUGGUCGAGAACGGCACAAUCAACGUUGGCCGAUACCUACCUUUCUCUAUCUCUUCUGAGGUAUCAAGCAAGGCGCAAAAUGGCGCUUCUGGCGAAUUGAGCUUCGACCCUGAAGCUUCUUACAUUAUCACCGGUGGUCUCGGUGGUCUUGGAAAGGCUAUUUCCUCAUGGAUGGCUGAGCGCGGUGCUCGUUACAUCACCGCGAUCUCCAGGUCCGCCGGUCGCUCCGCCGAGGACAAGGCAUUCAUUGCUGAGCUGAAGAGCCAAGGAUGUGUCCUCACUCCAGUUGCUGGACCUAUCCAAGACUUCGAGCUUGUCAAGUCUGCUGUUGCGCAAUCUCCUAAGCCUGUCAAGGGUGUUAUUCACUUGGCCAUGGUUCUUCGGGACGCUCUUUUCCCUGAGAUGACACACCAAGAGUGGACUGAGGGUCUCUCGCCCAAGGUCGAUGGUGCCUGGAACCUCCACAACGCUCUGAAGGAUGCAUCGCUAGACUUCUUCGUUGUCACCAGUUCUAUCGUCGCUACAAUCAACGUCCCCGGUCAGGCUAACUACAACGCCGCCAACACUUUCUUGGAGGCUUUCACCCAGUACCGAAACGGACAGGGUCUUGCCGCAUCUGCCAUCGCUGUCAGCCCUAUUGACGACAUUGGUGUCGUCGUUGGCAACGACAAGGCUCGUCGCAACCUCCGCUCCAACGGUCUUCAGUUCCUUACUGAGCGUGAAGUCCUCGAGUACAUUCACCUCGGCAUCCUGCACCGUGGCCCCUCACCCAUUAUCAUGGGUCUUCACUCCGAUACUCACUUGGAAGACUCUGGCAACCACGUGGCUUGGAAGAAGGACCGCCGCAUGGGUCUUUACCACAACAUCCCCAAGGAAGACAACGCCGACAGUGGCUCAGGCGAAGGCGAUGGUUUCCGCGAGUUCCUCGCCAGCGUCACCGCCAACCCCAGCGAGCUCGACAAGCCCGAGAGCGCCGAAUUCCUUGCUGCUGGAAAUUGGCAAGCGCGUCUACUCAUUCAUGCUUAA
This is a messenger RNA of Daldinia childiae, 5997 nucleotides long. Its product is annotated as Lovastatin diketide synthase LovF. Gene Ontology annotation, molecular function: 3-oxoacyl-[acyl-carrier-protein] synthase activity; fatty acid synthase activity. The coding region runs from base 1 to 5997 and encodes 1998 amino acids. Gene Ontology annotation, biological process: fatty acid biosynthetic process; secondary metabolite biosynthetic process. The record is from RefSeq and is a predicted model, not a curated record. Lineage: Eukaryota; Fungi; Ascomycota; Sordariomycetes; Xylariales; Hypoxylaceae. The transcript has 7 exons.